AUGAGCAGCGGCAAGGGCUCUCCCGAGGCUCUCUCGUCCAGGACUUUUUCAUCACCAAAUUCAUCGACAGCGACGCUGACGGCAAGCAACCUCAACGAGAGGAACGAGAGAAACGAGAGAAAUGACCGGAUUGCUGCCUUAAGACGGGAUUCAGGAUCUUCAAAUGGAUCAGCACAGGCCCUUUCGAGUAUUGAUGCGAGGCUCAACCUACCACUCGUAACCAAUCUUCUCGCGCCCCAGAGGGAUGAUGUUCCUGACACGCCAAGUUCGACCAUUGUUGAGUUCGGCGAUACAGACAGGAAUCACUUUCCGUCGGCCGCAGAGUUGGCCGACACUGUUUUUCGCACACAGCAUCGCGUCCGGAAAAGUCGGUCGCAAUCGCGGACACGACCUGAGCAUGGCAGUAUCCGGGAUCUCAAGCAAGAACGUAGCGCGAGCGUUCAGCGCAGCGGGACUCCGACUGGCUCAGCGAGAGACAGGUCCGAAUCAACUCACAGCAAAGCGGCAAGCCCUAGCUUGAGGGGGCUACCGACCGAGAGAAGUGCGGCCACUGAGCGGGAACUGGCCAAGAGCAGGGUCAACAUGUAUUUGACCCAACAGCAGUCGCCCCAAAGCCCAGAGCCCAUUGUCCAAACCCCAAUGCAGCAAACACCUUCAGACCCUGAUAAGGAACUCCUGCUGGAGAACCGCGGCUUGUAUCAAAGAGUUGCCGCGCUGCAGCGCAUAGAGCGGGAUCUGCUGGCGGAGAACCAAGAGCUGCUGCGUCAAUUCAACCAGCUGAAACAACACCACGACGUGCGCCGAAAGCAAUGGAGGGAUCAACUUCGCCAAAGAGAGAGGGAAUACGAAGCUCGCAUCCAUGAGCUGGAGGACCACAUGUUGCAGCUUGCCAUUGCCAACCCAACGAGAGUGGCACCCGUUCAGACCGACAAAGAUAUUAUUCAUUGGUUUGCUGAACAAGAACAUGCCCGACGCGUUUGGAUACAAGACUAUGCGCAUCGCGGUCACAAUCGUCUCUGCGAAGGCCUUCACCCACUCCAACUGGCCGAGCUAUGCGAAGGCGUCAAGGAGUUUGUGAAGCUCAAUGAGGACAAGACUCUCCCUGAAGAGCUUCCCACAAACAGCAGCGAGACGACGCAACUCCUUCUCCAAGGGUUGCUGGCAGACUUUAUCUCCACCGAGAUCCUGGCUUCCCCAUUCUGGGUGUUUACUGCCAUCUCCGCUGGGACACUCGAGAGCCCCAGCGUCCCUCACCCCGGCACGGAACCGAUUGCGACAAGUUUCCGCAUGGACUUGAGCUUAUUCAACGACAUUGCUCCUAUGCGACCCAUCUACGCCCCUACUCCUGGCAGCCCGCACUUUCCUCCACCUUUGAUCACUUCCAUGUUGCCCCAAGCACUCGGAAACGCCGCGUCUGCUUUGGGCUUGCCGACGCAGACCCAGAUGGAGAAUCUCUAUCACAUGCUUCUGAGUGCUCAAAAGCAAUACGCGGAUGUGACCGUUCACGAUUGGCGAGCGCAGCUUAUGAGGCUCCUCGCCGAGAGUGGUAUGAGCAUGAAGGACCCCUUGGACGCGGCCAAGAACGAGGCCAGGCGCAUCCUCAUCGAGUCCAGACUCAACUACGCCCGCAAGCUCAAGGAAAAGUUCCUCGGCGGUCCCGCCCGCUUCCUCCUCGGUGAGCAAGAUGCUGCCGGCAUCGGAAAGCUUGAGCGGCGUUUGCAUGACCUUAUCGACGAGACCCUCCGCUUCUCCUGCCGAAUCUGGUCACGCCCUACUCCUCUCCGGCUUCACGACCUCGGCGACCUCAAGGACCAGAAAUUCACUUCUUCUCAUCCUUACAUGCGCCUUUGCCAUGUGCAAGCCCCCCGCGGCAUGGAAGAGCAGCCGCAGCAGCCGAAGAAGACGGACUCCAGCGAGAGGGAGAAGUCCCCGCCGGGGUAUCAUGACGGACGACCCGUGAUCAUGGUUCUCUCCCCCGCUAUCGAGUCCAUUGUAGACAGCAGCAAGGACAACAGAAAGGGCACGCCAGCAAUGGAUGAGAUUCCCAAAGUUUGGGUUCGCGCUCGGGUGCUUGUUUCCUCUCCAGCGCGCGCUGCGGCAUUGAAAUCCCUCGGUCCCAUCAAAAUGGCUUCACCACCACAAGUCACAAGACACAACUCCGCCCCUACUACCACCGCGACCACGACACUAGAUAAAACAGGAUCUGGGUCGCCGGCGGGUGUGGGUACACUACCAGCUACCCAGUUCACCCGGAAACACUCGUCACCGCCACAUUCGUCUUCGUCAUCGCUGGAAGAAAAUUCCUAUACGCCGCCCGGGUCGACGAAGACCAGUUCACAGACGGUAUCGAUGCCAUUUGCCAGUCAGCAGAUUGUGUCACCAUUUCUGAGGCAAUCGGUGUCGCCAAGUAAGAUGUUCGGGGUGGACGGGAAUAAGAUUGAUAGGCAAAUGGAUUUGCCUAUAGCUUGA
This is a messenger RNA of Neurospora tetraspora, 2469 nucleotides long. RefSeq lists its product as uncharacterized. The transcript has 2 exons. Bases 1 to 2469 code for a protein of 822 amino acids. Lineage: Eukaryota; Fungi; Ascomycota; Sordariomycetes; Sordariales; Sordariaceae. The record is from RefSeq and is a predicted model, not a curated record.